This is a messenger RNA of Trichomonas vaginalis G3, 645 nucleotides long. Its product is annotated as assembly abnormal protein 6-related family. The record is from RefSeq and is a predicted model, not a curated record. Bases 1 to 645 code for a protein of 214 amino acids. NCBI's taxonomy places the organism in Eukaryota, Parabasalia, Trichomonadida, Trichomonadidae. The transcript has a single exon.
AUGCAACAACAAGUUAUCAGGAAGAUUCCAGAAGAGCUAGAAAACUAUGAAUUAAUCUUCCAUGAAGACGCAAGCAUCAACUUUAUCUCUUCUCAGCAGAAAGCAACACGAAUUUUAAACUGUAGAGUUUUUACACUCAAAACAGAAGAUGGGGUUGUACAACAUGUUAAAAUAGAGCUUACAGAUGACAAGGAUAUUUCAUUUAUUUACGAAUCUAAUUUUUCAAGGAAAUUAUAUGAUGAAAGUAUUAAAGAAACAUAUAAAUUGCUUGUUGAUUUUGAUGCAUUUAUUGAAAAUCUUUGCAUUUUCUUGCAGAAAAGUCUCAAAGCAAGCGAUGAAAUCACAAUUGAUGUUAUUGACGGAAAAGAAAAGUCUAAAAUUGUAUUCUACCAGAAGCUCAAGCUAAGAACAGUUGAAGUAUUCACACUUCCUUUGAAUAUUCCAGAUGAAGAUUAUAUUAUGCGUCUUGCACAGUGCCGUUUCAAUAUUUUGAACGAACAACUUGCUGCAAGAACUAAAUACUUAGAUUCCGCAUUCAAGACAUUGGAUAACAAGAAUCCCUCCCUUGCAAGCCACGUUCGUAGUGUUAUCCAACAAAAAGAAGACGGAACAUAUAAGACAAAUUCAAAACUUUCUGUACUUUGA